UGGGGGUCCCCGUGGUUCCGGACUACAGCUCCCGGCAGCGCUGCCGGCGGCAUCCCAGGAAUUCGCGCCGCGGGAUGGCGGCGCCGCCGCUCCAGGCCCCGCCGCGCUGAGGGGCCGGGCCGGGCCGAGGGGAGCGGGCCGGGCCGGGCCGGGCCGGGCCGGGGGGGGACGGACGGACGGACGGACACACACACGGGCCGGGCCGGGCCGAGGGAGCCGGGCAGGGCCGGGGGGGAGGCCCCCAGCGGUGCGAGGAGGGCCCGGUGAGGGGAGCGGGGCGGGCGAUGGCGGAGCCGCUGCUGCGGAGGACCUUCUCCCGCCUGAGGGGCCGCGACCGCCCGCGCGGGAAGAAGUCGGACGGCAAGGACAGAGAGCAUCCCCCGCCGAGCCCCGACUCUCCGGUGGACCCCGAGGCAGCACCGGUGGAGGCGGUGCCGGCGGCAUCGCGUAAGCAGAACUGGGCCCGUUUCUCCUGCGGUGGCCGCGAUGAGAGGCGGCCGCUGCCCCCCAAACCCUCCUCGGAUCCGGCGGACACCAGCGAGCCGGACCCUGCCCCCAGCAACCCCCGGCCUGGCAUCGAGCAGCCCAGCGAGGAAGAUGUGGAGCCAGCGGAGGAAGCCGAGGCGGUGAAUGGCUCUGGGGAGCUGGGUGGUCCCGGUAGGAGCCCCGGGCACGGCGCCUACCUGCAGAGCUUGGAGCGGAGCAGCCGGCACUGGGUGCUGUCGUCGGCGAAGGGACCAGGGCUGGACGAGCCGGGCAGCGGAGCCGAGGCGGACGCCGGCGGUGCCAGCAGCGAGGGCGAGAUCUGGUACAACCCCAUCCCCGAAGACGAGGACCCCCGGCCUGGCAGCUCCUGGAAGCCGUGGAGCGGAGGAAGCCGUGACGCCGAGAGGGGCCGUGGUGGGGAGUCACCCCCGAAGACGGGUAGGGAAGACCCCUCCCGGGGCGGUCUGGGGACGGCGGAGAGCUCCGGCCCCCGCAGUGGCGUGGCCCCAGCAGUGCCCGCGGCUGGCCGAGGAGAGGAGCCGGGAGCCAGCAGGACCCAGGCUUGCGGGAAGAUGCCGAUCCCCUGUGUGAGCUCGGGGACGGGGCCGACCACCCCCUCUCCCCCCGCCAGCCCCAAGAAGGGCCGUUCGCUCAACAAGGUGAAGUCUCCAGGUACCGUUCGUCGCCUCUCCAUGAAGAUGAAGAAGCUGCCGGAGCUACGGAGGAAGCUGAGCCUACGCAGCCCCCGGCCCCGGGGCCAAGAGGGCGGCACCUCGCCCCCCGAAACCCGCAAGGAAUCCAGCAACGUCAUCAGCCGCUACCACCUAGACAGCAGCGUGGCUUCACGGCCGGGGCUGCCGCGAGCCAAAGCAGCCGGCAAAGGCGGCUACUUGAGCGACGGCGACUCCCCGGAGCUGCCGGCUAAAGCCGGAGCGCGUGCCGAACCGGAGGAUGGGGGAAACGGGCUGGAUGUGGGCGCUUUCCGCCCCUACAGCUGCGGGGAGACGCCGCCGCGGUGCGGGCAGCACAUCUCCGGGCUGGUGAGCGUUCACCUCCAUGGCGUGCGGGACCUGAAGCCGCCGCGGGCCGAAGCCCGGGAGGUUUUCUGCGUGUUGCAGGUGGACGCGGCCAACCGGGCUCGCACGGCUUUGCUGCCCUGCAAGACGGCGUUCCUCGGCCUCAACCACACCUUCAACCUGGAGCUAGAGGGUGCCCGGCACCUUAAGGUGAUCGUUUUCUCGUGGGAUCCCACCUCUUGCCGCAACCGCCUCUGCUGCCACGGCACCGUGGUCCUGCCCCACAUCUUCAGAGGUUGCCGGGCCCAGCAGCUGGCGGUGCGGCUGCAACCUCGCGGCAUCCUCUACUCCAAAUUCACCUUGGUGGAGCAAUGGGACGGUCCCAGUGAGCGGGAACCCCGCGUCUUCGGCGUGGAGCUGGGCCAGCUGGUGGAGAGGGAGAAGGCGGCCACCAAAGUGCCCCUGCUCAUCCAGAAAUGCGUGACCGAGAUAGAGAAACGAGGGCUGAAGGUGGUGGGGUUGUACCGGCUCUGCGGCUCGGCCGCCGUCAAGAAGGAGCUUCGCGAUGCCUUUGAGAGGGACAGCGCGGCCGUGACGCUCUCGGAGCAGCUCUACCCCGACAUCAACGUCAUCACGGGGAUCCUCAAGGAUUACCUGCGGGAGCUGCCCACGCCGCUCAUCACUCCCACGCUCUACCACGUCGUACUGGAGGCCAUGGCCAAGCGACCCCCCCGGACCCCCCCGGGAGAGCGGGACGCCGUCACCCUGCUCGACUGCCUGCCCGAUGUCGAGAAGGCCACGCUGACGCGGCUCCUGGACCACCUCAGCCUGGUGGCCUCUUUCCACGAGUUCAACCGCAUGAACUCGCAGAACAUCGCCGUCUGCUUCGGACCCGUCCUGCUCACGCAGAACCAGGAACCCUGGCGUGGCACCGGCACCCGCGGCUACGCCCACUGCGAGGACAUCGCCAGCGCCGUUGACUUCAAGAGGCACAUCGAGGUGCUGCAUUACCUGCUCCAGGCCUGGCCGGCCCCCCGCUCAUCCCUGGCCCCCCAACUUCGGGAGGGGGCGCAGCCCAGUUGCCCGCAGCACCAACGGGGGCCUCCGCUGCGACUGGACCUGCUGGAGAGCGCGGUGGUGGCCCGUCACCGCCCCCGAGGACCGGAGAGCCCCCCCAGCAACCGCUACGCCGGCGACUGGAGCGUCUGCGACCACCGAUUCCUGCUGGUACCCGGCGCUGCCGGCGACGCCGAGGCGGCAGCCGGCGACGGUGAAACCGGGGUGUCGGCGCGCCGGUCCCCGCGCCGGCGGACCCUCUUCGUGACCGAUUUCGACCUGGGCGAGGAGGCCGAGGCGCCCUUCGGCCCUCGCCUAAACCUCAAGGACUUCGACGCGCUCAUCCUCGACCUCGAGCGGGAACUCGCCAAGCAGAUCAACGUCUGCCUGUGAGACCGGCUGCCGCCGCCGGUAGCGCCGCCGGUGCCGCCGCCGGUGCGAGAGCGACCAAAAAAGCAAGCAGCACUUGCCUCUAGAUGCCUUCGAUUUGCACAGCGCCGAGCAGGAGCGGCCCCCCGACGAGCAGGAGCGGCCCCCGACGGCGCGGGUCACGCCGCCUUCGGUGAGGGGAGGGGGUGGGGGACACCCCCAAAACAGCCCUGCCUCUGGUUUCUGCCCCCCCUCCCCACCCCAAGUGGUUUUUUUUUGGGGGGGGGGGGGGGCAGAGGAGCGAUGCGGGGCUCAGCGCCUCUUGCUCGGCUAUUUUUUUUUAUUUUAUACGGCCAAAUUUUGCCCUCAAGUGCCUCUUCGCCCCCAAGUGCCUCUUUGCCCCCUUCUCCUUCCCCCUCACCCCCCCCAAAAAAACCCCAAACAAACCCAGUAUUAGGAAAUAUUGACAAGGGUCCAUGACCUCCAUCGCUCAGGCUGGUGGGGGGCUGCCCCCCCCCCACUCCCCCAAACCCCCUUUCCCUUCCAUGUGCGCACCCCAAAGAGAGCGACGGGGUUCCCUCCUGCCACCCACGCCCAGCCUGGGUGGCAGUGGGGACCCCCCCCCCAUUUUCUAGUCCCCCCCACCCCGAUGCCAAGGAGGGGGUGGGGGUGCUGCCGGUACGGGAGCGCUGAGCUUUAUUUAUUACUCGAGCUUUGUGUGCGUGUGUGUGCAACAAAGAACCCCCCCCCUUUUUAUCCCCCCAAAACAAACCCACUGCCAGUGUUAUGGGGGGGGGGGGCUCCCCAAAAUACCACCCCCCCCCCCCAAACAGCCUUGCUCAGUAUUAGCCUUAAAGGAACCAGCUGAAUGUGAAACCACCGGCCCGGCCGGGCUGAGCCACCAGUGUUAAAGCACCCGGGCAGGGGGUGCAGGUGGGCUGGGGGGGUGACAAAACUGCCCCCCCACCCCCCACGGGGUGGCCUGACCCCCCCCCGCCCUGCCACCGCCU
Phalacrocorax carbo (great cormorant) is the source of this 3937-nucleotide messenger RNA. The record is from RefSeq and is a predicted model, not a curated record. NCBI's taxonomy places the organism in Eukaryota, Metazoa, Chordata, Aves, Suliformes, Phalacrocoracidae.